Fusarium fujikuroi IMI 58289 is the source of this 1458-nucleotide messenger RNA. RefSeq lists its product as uncharacterized. Lineage: Eukaryota; Fungi; Ascomycota; Sordariomycetes; Hypocreales; Nectriaceae. The record is from RefSeq and is a predicted model, not a curated record. The transcript has 3 exons. The coding region runs from base 1 to 1458 and encodes 485 amino acids.
AUGAGGUUCCAUUUCAUCGACAAUGAUUCUACCCAAAAGCCUGGUGCCCGCAAGGCAAUACGAAGUCAUGUUAUGAAGGGCAAGAAUCUUGGCCGUACAAUACAAGGUCGUGGGAAGAGGCAUGCUGCACCUCAAUCUAAUGACUUAAACAAGAGCCCAGAUCUAUUGAAGAGGGAUGCUAGCGUAGAGGAAAGAAGGAAGAACCUCGAUGGUGCUGUCGAUAAUGUUGGUAAUGCCUUGUUGUUCCCAGAAAUCGCAGAUACAGACACGGACACUACAUACUCUAUCAACAAUCCAUACUCGGGAAAAGAGUAUACAUACUUCUCAUUCCCAGUUCAAUUCACCCCGUCGAUGCGAUACUAUGUCUACGAAUUCCAUACCGCGAUCUGCAACAUCAUAUACCCGUACGCCUUCUGUAGACCUACAGAUGAGAUUGGCUCACCAUGGUUCAGGUACAUGGUAGCAGACCAAGCUUGCCUGCACUGUCUUCUCGCCAUGGCAGCGACAUAUCUCAACAUCCUACGGAACAUCCCAACUCCCAGUAUAGAAAGUAUCGAAGCAACUCGUCACUUCUCGCAAGCCCUUCGCCUCAUGAACCCACGCCUCUCCCAGCCAUCGGCCGCUCAAGAAGACUCCAAUAUCGCUAUAAUAAUCUCUCUGGCAAUUCACUCAAACAUAACUCAAAACCUCACUGCAAGCGUUAUGCACCUUCAAGGUCUUGACAACCUCCUUACCUUCCGGCCCGGCGGCAUCUCCGACAUACGCGAGGGGAACCGCCCACUACUCCACAAGAUCUGCCGCACCGACAUCGAAGUCGCCGUCGCUCAGGGCACAAGCACACGCUUUGGUAACGCGGGACUCACAGCGGCAGCGGCAGGACCGAUGUCAGCACGAAAUCUGGCGUAUCCGCUGAACCAGAUGAGUGAACUGUUGCAGCAGGUCACACGUGAGCUUCUGGCUCUGUGCCGAAGACCCGGAAAGGCGAAGAUGUCGGGUCUGCAGUACCAGGAUGUGCUUAUCUCGAUGUGGCAGAGACUGGUCGACUUUGCGCCACUGGGUGGUACGAGACCACAAGAUCUGAUGUAUGAUGUGUGGCAGCUGGCCUUGCUGGCGUUCUUGGUUACCGUCACAUGGUCUGCGAGUCAUCUCAAGAGUGUACACUGUAAGCUCUUGCAUAAGCUACUUAGGGGCCAUGUUGAGAGUCGUGUGCUACUGGAGAGGGGAGAAGAGUAUCAGCCGUUGUGGUUCUGGGUAGUGUUUGUCUAUGGGCUGUCGUUGACGAAUGGGGAUUGUGAUACACUUGUCUUGGGUGAAAUUCGCAAGACUUCAGAGCUAUUGGGGAUAACGGAAUGGGAGGGAAUGAAGGCUAAGGUGAAGCCGUUUCCGUGGAUCAACAUUGUCCAUGAUGUUCCUGGAAGGUAUUUAUGGGAAGCAGCCGUGAUGACUGUUCCGUCUUAG